Messenger RNA from Myxocyprinus asiaticus (Chinese sucker), 1163 nucleotides. RefSeq names its product ubiquitin thioesterase OTUB1-like. Gene Ontology annotation, molecular function: cysteine-type deubiquitinase activity; ubiquitin binding. Gene Ontology annotation, biological process: protein K48-linked deubiquitination; negative regulation of double-strand break repair. The coding region runs from base 36 to 839 and encodes 267 amino acids. The transcript is spliced from 7 exons. NCBI's taxonomy places the organism in Eukaryota, Metazoa, Chordata, Actinopteri, Cypriniformes, Catostomidae. The record is from RefSeq and is a predicted model, not a curated record. Gene Ontology annotation, cellular component: nucleus.
GAUCUGGUGACCGGAAAUGACUGUUCAGCAGGAACAUGGCGGAGGAGCAACAGCAGGAUAUUUCUCAAAAAGAUGCUGAUGGGCUGAAUUGUCUUGCAUAUGAUGAGGCCAUUAUUGCACAACAAGAUAAGAUUCAGCAAGAGAUAGCUACUAAUAUUCCUCUGGUGUCAGAAAGAAAGGACCUAGCUGUCCUUAAGAAAGAGUAUGCUGAAGAUGAUGCCAUUUACCAGCAGAAGAUAAGAGAUUUACAAAAGAAGUACUUGUCUAUACGCAAAACACGGCCAGAUGGAAACUGUUUCUACAGAGCCUUUGGUUUCUCACAUCUGGAGUCUUUACUUGAUGACAGCAAAGAAUUACAUAGGUUCAAGGCAAUUGCUGCCAAGAGUAAACUGGAUUUAGUGAGCCAAGGUUUCACAGAAUUCACCAUUGAAGAUUUUCACAACACGUUCAUGGACCUGAUUGAGGCAUGUGAUAAGCAGCCGUCUGUCGAGGAGCUGCUCAGCUCCAUCAAUGAGCAGAGUGUGUCCGAUUAUCUGGUUGUGUAUUUGCGGCUGGUAACCUCGGGCUACCUGCAGCGAGAGAAAGACUUCUUCCAGCACUUCAUAGAGGGCGGCCGCACUGUUCGAGAGUUUUGCCAGCAGGAGGUGGAGCCUAUGUCCAAAGAGAGUGACCAUAUUCACAUCAUAGCUCUGGCUCAGGCCUUAAACGUGUGCAUCCAGGUGGAGUACAUGGACAGAGGAGAGGGAGGAACGGUCAAUCACCACAUCUUUCCUGAAAAUGGAGAGCCCAAGAUUUUCCUCCUCUACCGACCUGGCCACUAUGACAUCCUCUACAAAUAGCAGCUGUGCACUGAUUUGCUGCUAAAGGCUCAUCUGUUUCAGUGCUGUGAGUUUGACUCAACUUGUGAAAUGUGAAUCCGAAAGCCCAGCACUGAACAUUGCAAUUUCCUCUCAAAACCCCAAAGACUCGGAUGCAGAGUUUUGAAGGUUCUGUGAUACCAGGCACUGGACAUUGUACAGUCUUCUUUGUAUAACCUGCAUUUUUCUUUUUCUUUUCCCCCACCCAUAACAAAGUUAUUUCAUUUACUUUUUUCUUGUAGUUGAAAACUGCCUGUCAUUAAUAAUAGGAGUGGAAUUGCUUUAUUCUGUUUGACUGUAUUUUAC